GGUCUCAUCAUUUGCACUUCCCUAGCUAGCUCCUAAAACCAUGGCUCCUCCCCACUUUCUCCUCGUAGCGUACCCGAGCCGCGGCUCUAUAAACCCGACCCUCCAGCUAGCUGAGCGCCUCACACGCGCCAGCGGUCGCAUCACUUUCUUCACCACCGUGUCCGCCCACCGCCACAUGAUCGAUCCGGUUCGCCUUGAAGGUGUAACCUUCGCCACAUUCUCCGAUGGCUACGACGAUGGGUGUGAGCUAGGGGAUGACAUCGAUCACUUCAUGGCCGAGCUGAAGCGGCGGGGAUCAGAAGCUCUCAGAGGCCUCAUUGAGUGUAGUUCUGGACGAGGCCUCAGGUUCACGUGUGUACUCCACACGAUGAUCCCUUGGGCCGACGACGUUGCUCGUUCCCUUCAGAUCCAAUCAGUUCUCGUUUGGAUUCAACCGGCGACUGUGUUCGGCAUAUACUACCAUUACUUCAAUGGCUUUGAGGACGUGAUUAAGAAUGUUACGAGACAAAGCUGUGAUACAACAUCACUAAUACGAUUGCCCGGCCUACCACCACUAACCAACCGCGACCUCCCCUCCUUUUUCAACCUCGAAAACAAGUAUGCUUUUGCUCUCCCGCAAAUGCAACGCCAAAUGGAGCAGCAAAAAGAGGGGACAAAUCCAAAAGUAGUACUUAUGAACACCUUUGAUGCGCUCGAACUCGAGGUAUUAAGGGCGGUCGGUACACUGAAUUUGGUCGGAAUCGGGCCCCUCGUCCCGUUCCAAUUCCUAGAUGCACAGGAUCAUAAUUCUUCAGAUAAAUCUUUGAGAGGCGACCACUUUCGGGGCUCCGAGGAGUAUGUUCAAUGGUUGAAUACAAAGAAGGAAGCGUCUGUAAUUUACGUAGCCUUUGGAAGCUUAGCGAAGUUCUCGAAGGCGCAAGAGCGAGAAAUAGCGUGCGGAUUGCUAGAGACCAGCCGGCCAUUCUUGUGGGUGAUGAGAAAGAGCGAUGGAGAUGAUCACGAACUCAUUCACAAAGAGGAAUUAGACAAGAGAGGAGUGAUAGUCCCAUGGUGCUCUCAAAUCGAGGUCUUGUCACAUCCUUCGAUAGGGUGUUUCUUCACUCACUGUGGGUGGAACUCAACACUCGAGAGCUUGGCAUGCGGCAUUCCGAUGGUGGCAUUCCCUCAAUUUACCGACCAGAUGACAAACUCGAAGCUUGUUGAGGCCGUGUGGAAGGUCGGGGUGCGAGUGCCCGAGAUUAAUAGAGACGACAUCGUUGUCGAGGGAGGCAAAAUUAAGAAGUGCUUGGAGUUGGUCAUGGGUGGUGGAGAGAGAGGCGAUGGAAUCAGAAGGAAUGCAAAGAAGUGGAAGGGUUUGGCCAAGGAGGCUUACAAGGAAGGUGGAUCUUCGGACAAAAAUCUCAAAGCCUUUGUUGAAGAAUUCACUAAAGUACAGGAUCAAAAAAUGGAUUGAUUUGUGAUAAAAUGUUAUAUGCUAGCUUGAAUUUAUAUGUUCGUACCGUUGUUUAAAUGUGCAUGAAUCUUUGAAAA
Messenger RNA from Syzygium oleosum, 1530 nucleotides. RefSeq names its product phloretin 4'-O-glucosyltransferase-like. The transcript has a single exon. Gene Ontology annotation, molecular function: UDP-glycosyltransferase activity. The coding region runs from base 41 to 1453 and encodes 470 amino acids. NCBI's taxonomy places the organism in Eukaryota, Viridiplantae, Streptophyta, Magnoliopsida, Myrtales, Myrtaceae. The record is from RefSeq and is a predicted model, not a curated record.